This is a messenger RNA of Paramuricea clavata, 558 nucleotides long. Lineage: Eukaryota; Metazoa; Cnidaria; Anthozoa; Malacalcyonacea; Plexauridae. The record is from the annotation of a GenBank genome assembly.
AUGUCUUCGACGCCAUUAUUCGGCGUUCUGGGGGAAUUUGAUCCGUCUACCGAGUUGUUUACUGCAUAUUCGGAGAGAUUAGAGCAAUAUUUUAUCGCUAAUUCUAUCGAGCAAUGUCCUGCUGAUGCUGCACAAGUAGUACAUGCGGCUACAGUCAAGAAAAAAAUUGCGGUAUUUAUUUCAGUUAUUGGAAAGAAAUCUUACGCAACCCUUCGUGAUUUGUGCAGUCCUGAUUCACCGAAAGAUAAAAGUUUUUCUGAGCUUUGUGAAAUGUUACGUACUCAUUACAAACCGAAACGUUUGGUUGUAGCUGAAACUUAUAGAUUUCAUCGGUGUAUUCAAGAAGAAAAUGAAAAUGUUUCUGAUUACAGUGCACGUUUGCGACAUUAUGCUUCCACUUGUGACUUUGGUCAGUUCUUAAACCGUUCUCUGCGUGAUCAAUUUAUAUGCGGAAUUCGUAAUUCAGCUACUCGGAAAAAGUUACUAAAUGAAGACCGUACUUUUCAAGAUGUGUUAAAAGUGGCCAUAGCUGAUGAAGUUGCUAGAAGGAGACUUUAG